Molecule: messenger RNA, 7402 nt
Organism: Oryctolagus cuniculus (rabbit)
Lineage: Eukaryota; Metazoa; Chordata; Mammalia; Lagomorpha; Leporidae
Source: RefSeq, a predicted model, not a curated record
CCUCCCGGCACCUGUCGUGGAUCUUGUGGCCGGUGGCCGUGAUGUCCUGCCAGGGCAAUGGGGGUCAGGCGCGGCGGCAGAUGUGCAGCCUGGGCGCCAUCCCAGCCCACUGAGCUGACACUUGGCCUCCGUGACCGAGGGGUGCCUCAAGAUGGGGUCCGGUGUACAGCAUUGGGGGCGGGUCCCCAGCGGGCAACUGGGGAGGUGCCUGGAAGGGGUGACCAGGACAGGAGGGGCCUGCGCCUGGGUGCAGCCUGCCCGGGGCCAGCGGCACUCACCAAGCACUGCAGGGGUUUGUUGGGGACCCCCAGCAGUGUGAAGUGGGCGUUGUCAAACUCAUCUGUGGAGAGAAGAGAGGGAAAGGAGGUGUCUCCGCCUCCAGACCAGACGGUCAAGGCCACACUCAGAGAAAGGUGUGGCCACACUCUACUUGGAAAAAUGUUUCAGGGGGCUGGCGUCGUGGUGCAGAGGGUUAAGCCUGGGCUUGGGACCGCUGCGUCCCUUCUCGGAGCGUGGGUUCAAGUCCCGGCUCCUCUGAUUUCUACUUAAGUAUGGGGUGGGCAACAGGAGCUGGCUCAAGUACUUGGGUCCCUGUCACCCACGUGAGAGACCCAGAUGGAUUUCUGGGCUCCUGUCUUCAACCUGGCCCAGGCCCAGCUGUUGUGGGCAUUUGGGCAGUGAGCCAGUGGAUGGAAGAUAUUCUCUCUCUUUCUCUCUCUCCUACAAAUAGAUUAAAUUUAACUACUUAAUUUAAAAAUUAGAUUUUUUAAAGAUAUUUGGUGACUUAAAAAAUAUAAUAUAAAAUGAUAUCCGUAUUUCAUCUCUUACAGGAGAAUAAGCCCCACAUAUAUUAAACUCCUCAAUGUAAAAAAAUGAGAAAUUAUAAAAGUAUUAGAAGAAAACUUAGAAAUUUCUUUAUCAUCUUAGGGUAGGAAAGACUUUUUUUUUUUAAGUUUUUAUUUUAUUUAUUUGAAAGAGUUAGAGAGAGAGAGAGAAAUCUUCCAUCUGCUGGUUCACUCCCCAAAUGACUGCAACGGCCAGAACUGAGCUGAUCUGAAGCCAGGAGCCAGAAGCUUCUUCCAGGUCUCCCACGUGGGCGCAGGGGCCCAAGGACUUGGGCCAUCUUCUACUGCUUUCCCAGGCCAUAGCAGAGAGCUGGAUCGGAAGCGGAGCAGCCAGGAAUCGAACCAGUGCUGCCUACAUGGGAUGCCGGCACUGCAGGCAGUGGCUUUAACCCGCUGAGCCACAGCGCCAGCCCAGAAAGACUUUUUAACUCUGAUGAACAACACAGGACGUUUAAACUAAAGAGAAUAACCCUGACCACGUAGAAACGCAUUUCUGGGGCUGGCGCUGCAGCACACCUGGUUCAGGUGCGGCUUUGGGUGCCGGCUCUGAAUCAGGGUUCUGCUUGGAGUUCUGCUACUCUGUGCUUCCGCUUCCCAUCCAGCUUCCUGCUAACGUGUGCAGGACAGCCCAAGAUCGUGGGUUCUGUCACCCACGUGGAAGAGCUGGAUGGAGUUCUAGGCCUCGACGUGUGGCCUGGCCCAGCCCCAGCUGUUUCGGGGAUUUGAUGAGAGGCAUUUUUCCUGAUAUUCAAAGAACUUCUAGAAAUCAAGACAAAAAGAAAAAAGAAAAAAAAAGAAAGAUGGGUAAGCCCAUGAUGCGAAGGUAGCUCACACACAUAAAAAUAGUACCAAAAAAAAAAAAAUAACCAAACAUAGGAACAGACACUGAGCCUCAUCUGUAAUAAGAUGUGUGCAUAUUCAAACUACAGUGGGAUGUCGAAUUUCCCUGAUCAGACUGGGAACAAUUCAGAGAUUGGUGCGCUUAUCAGAAAGAGAACCUUUGUCAUACACCGCCAGAGGGGGUUGAUGGGAGCCUGCAGAGAGCAGUGGGCAUUAUCCAUCAGCACCUUUGACCCCACAGACCCACUUCUGUGAACUGAUCCCACUUUACAGCUGCCUAAGGGCACCCUUUUCAGUGUUGUUUGUACCAGUGAGGGUUGAAACAGCUCAGGUUAACUUAGCUAUACUAUACUCUCACCAGGCAACAUGUUAAAAUAAUCAAAAUAAAUUGAAGGGUGGGUGUUUGGCCCAACCUCUGGGUGGGAUGCCCAUAUCCCAUACAGGAGUGCCUGGGUUUCAUUCCCAGCUCUGCUCCCAAUUCCAGCCUCCUGCAGAUGCACACCCUGGGAGGCGGCAGGUGAGGGCUCAAGUACUUGGGUUCCUACCACCCACGGGAGAAACCUGCAUUGAGCUCCCAGCUCCUGGCUUCAGCUUCAGUCUGGCCCAGUGCUGGAGUGAGCCAGGGAUGGGAGAUUUGUCUGUCUGUCUCUGACUCUCAAAUAAAUUGAUAAAUUUUAAAAGAUAAUUUGAAGAAAUUCACUAUACAAGAACUCUAAGGUGCUAUCAUUUGCUUUAGAGCUAAACUUUAGGCGACUGGAGGCAGAGAAGAGUCUGCAUUCCAGUCGCCACCUUAAGGAACUCAUCAGACUCAGCGGCGUGGGGAGUGGGGUCAUUCCAGCCUGCUGCCGCCCCGCACCUGUGAGAGCUCCCUGCCAGCAAUGCUGAGCCUGGCUAAUCCUGCCUGCACCUGGCUUCCAGGGGUUUUGGAGAUGGGCUGGCGGACAGCACAGCUCUGAGCCACAGGCCACCCACAGACAUGUCAGACGGGACAUCCACGCAGCAAACUGCUCCUCACCCAGAAGCAAGUUCCGGCGGCCUGUCUGGCAGCAGGCACGGCUCCAUCAUCUCCUGGCCCGCGUGUUCACCCUGACGACGUGGAGCACUCUGGCUGUGGCUCUCUUCUUGCCCGCGAAGACCUGCACGGGCUGUAGCGGGGCCUUGGACCACGCGGCUGUGGACAGAGAACCAAGCUCCUCGCUGGGAGGCGCCACCACCCAAAACGCGUGCAUCCUCUGCAAUGCCGCUGCAGUUGUCAUGCAUCGUCUCCAUUUUCACCUCCCCAGCUGGCAGGUUCCGUGUCUGUCUUGUUCCAUGCACCAGGCCUGGCCCACUGCCACACACAGAAGAGCUCUAGAAUGAUUGCAGAGGAACAAGGCAAGCCCCACCCCCUUGCUGAACAUCCCUGCACCCCAUGCCCUGUCCAGGUCCUGACCCUCCACUGCGCUUCUCUCCCCUGGGGCUUUUGUGCCUUGCAACCAUUCUGCCUGGGUCUCUGUCUCCUUUCUAAGGUCCAGCGUUGGUUUGCAGGGCAGCAGGCCAGACUCCGUCCUCGCCGAUCCUCAGUCCUAAAGGCCCAGCUCUGGAACCAUGGCCACUGGCAGUAGAGCCCAAGCUACGAAGACUCCUAUCCAGAGAGAAGCUGCCUGGGCCCUGGUGUUGGGGCAGGGAGCAGAUGUGUGCCUCCUGCCCCUGCUGGCUGCCACCUUGAGGAAUCUCCCGGGAGCCACUCUGUGGCUUGGCCAGGCCAGCUACUGCCAGUUAAUCCCCGAUCCGUGUCUGAAAGGCCAGCUGCGAGAAGGCAGUUCCCGGCUGGAGGUUGGCAUCUGAGCAGGCUGUCGGGAUGCUGGGCUGGGUCCAGAAGGUGCUGCCGCAGCCUCCAGGGACUCAGAGGACCAAGGUGGAGGAGGAAGAGGAAGCAGAGGAGGCGGAACCGGAACCGGAACCAGAGCCCGAGACAGCCCCCGAGGAGGCCGAGCCGGAGGACCAGGCCCUGCCACCUGAAGAGACACCUGCAGGGCCAUUGGAGGGGCAGGAAGUGGCUGCAGCUGACCCAAGCCUUCAAGAGACGCAGGAGGCUGCCUCCAUUCCGCCCGCAUCCCUCCAGGCCCAGGGCACGGGGGUCCUGGCAGUGAACAGUCCCAGCGGCUGGGUGCUGACGUGGCUCAGGAGAGGCAUGGAGAAGGUGGUCCCGCAGCCUGCCUGCAGUGCCAGGGCAGCCCAGCAGGAGGACCCAGAUCAGGCUGGAGCACAGAUCCUUGGGCCCUGCAGCGCUGGGGACGCAGGGUGCCCAGAUGAGCCCAGCGACGCCCUCAGGGCCCAGGACGCCGGGCCUGGGCCGUGGCUGCUCAGAUGGCUGGAGCAAAAUCUGGAGAAAGUGCUGCCUCAGCCGCCCAAAGCCUCCGAGACCCAGGGCUGGAGGGAGGAGCCUGCUGAUGCUGCCGUGGACCCAGAGCCUCCCGCAUGUCCCCUGGGGCCAGAGCCCAGGAUGCAGGCCCAGGAGAGCGCCUCCCUGCCCACGCCCAGCGGCCCGGAGCCCCAGGAGGAGCCGGCUCCAGAGCCCCAGCCUGGGUUCCAGGCUUCCUCCCUGCCGCCCCCCGGGGACCCUGCCAGGUUGUUAGCAUGGCUCCUGCACAGGCUGGAGAUGGCCCUGCCGCAGCCAGUGCUCCACCAGAAAGCUGGGGGCCAGGAGCCUGACUCCCCUGGGACGUGUGACGUGCAGACCAUCAGCAUCCUCCCUGGAGAGCAAGUGGAGCCUGACCUUGUCCUGGAAGAGGUUGACCCGCACUGGGAGGACACCCAGCAGGACAGCAGCGGCAGCCCGCAGGGCACAGAGGAGGUGCCGGCUUACGGAGAAGAGGACAGUGCCGUGGAGGAGGUGCCCAGGCCGCUGUCCCAGAUUCAAGAGGAGAAAGAGGAGGAGGAAGAGGAAGAGGAUGGAGAGCAGGAAGAGGAGGAGGAGGAAGAGGAGGCUGACGUCCUGCUGGAUAGCUACUUGGUGACGGAGGCAGAUGAGGACCCCAGUGAAGUAGGAGAAACCCAGGAGCUGAGGGAGUCGGACCAGGAGCUGCAGGAGGAGGCCACGGCCAACAGCCCAGGAGUGCCCGGCACGAGAGAGCACCCUGAAGUGCAGGUGGAAGAUGCGGACACCGACAGCCACCCCCUCAUCCCGGAGGAGGCCCCGCCCUCGGUGCCAUCGCCCUCGCUGCCGUCGCCCUCGCUGCCCCCGCCCUCGCCCGCCAAGGCCGACACCCUCACGGUCCCAGGCUCUGCCUCGGCGGCCCCCAGGAAGAGGCUGCCCUCUCCGGACAAUGAGGCUGAAGAGCUCAGGGCGCUGUCACCUGCCGAGUCCCCGGUGGUGGCCUGGUUGGCCUCUCCCACCCCACAGGACACUGAUGCCCAGGACCGCGCGGCCUCCGCCGCCAGCCAGAACAGCGCCAUCAUCAACGACCGGCUCCAGGAGCUGGUGAGGCUCUUCAAGGAGCGCACGGAGAUGGUGAAGGAGAAGCUCAUCGACCCUGACGUCACCUCCGAGGAGGAGAGCCCGCAGCCCUCCCCAGCCAAAAAGGCCCCGGAGCCGGCCCCAGAAGCCAAGCCCGCGGAGGCGCAGCAGGCCGAGGAGGAGCACUAUUGUGACAUGCUGUGCUGCAAGUUCAAACGCCGCCCCUGGAAGAAGUACCAGUUUCCCCAGAGCAUCGACCCGCUGACCAACCUGAUGUACAUCCUGUGGCUGUUCUUCGUGGUGCUGGCCUGGAACUGGAACUGCUGGCUGAUCCCCGUGCGCUGGGCCUUCCCCUACCAGACGCCCGCCAACAUCCACCUGUGGCUGCUGACGGAUUACCUGUGCGACCUCAUCUACUUCCUGGACAUCACGGUGUUUCAGAUGCGCCUGCAGUUUGUCAAAGGCGGGGACAUCAUUACGGACCCAAAGGAGAUGAGGAACAACUACCUGAAGUCCCGCCGCUUUAAGAUGGACGUGCUCUGCCUCCUGCCCUUGGAUUUCCUCUACUUGAAGUUCGGCGUGAACCCCCUCCUUCGCUUGCCCCGUUGCUUAAAGUACAUGGCCUUCUUCGAGUUUAACGACCGCCUGGAAGCCAUCCUCAGCAAAGCCUACGUUUACAGGGUCAUCAGGACCACAGCCUACCUGCUCUACAGCCUGCACUUGAACUCCUGUCUUUACUACUGGGCGUCCGCCUACCAGGGCAUUGGCUCCACGCACUGGGUCUAUGAUGGCGUGGGAAACAGUUACAUCCGCUGCUACUACUUUGCCGUGAAGACCCUCAUCACCAUUGGCGGGCUGCCCGACCCCCAGACGCUCUUCGAGAUUGUCUUCCAGCUGCUGAAUUACUUCACUGGGGUCUUCGCUUUCUCUGUGAUGAUUGGACAGAUGAGAGACGUGGUGGGCGCCGCCACGGCGGGGCAGACCUACUACCGCAGCUGCAUGGACAGCACAGUGAAGUACAUGAACUUCUACAAGAUCCCCAGGGCCGUGCAGAACCGCGUCAAGACCUGGUACGAGUACACCUGGCACUCGCAAGGCAUGCUGGAUGAGUCAGAGCUGAUGGUGCAGCUCCCGGACAAGAUGCGGCUGGACCUGGCCAUCGACGUGAACUACAGCAUUGUCAGCAAGGUGGCGCUCUUUCAGGGCUGCGACCGGCAGAUGAUCUUCGACAUGCUGAAGAGGCUUCGCUCCGUCGUCUACCUGCCCAACGACUACGUGUGCAAGAAGGGGGAGAUCGGCCGUGAGAUGUACAUCAUCCAGGCGGGGCAGGUGCAGGUGCUGGGCGGCCCGGAUGGGAAGGCUGUCCUGGUGACACUGAAAGCUGGAUCCGUGUUUGGAGAGAUAAGCUUGCUGGCCGUCGGGGGCGGGAAUCGGCGCACGGCCAACGUGGUGGCCCACGGGUUCACCAACCUCUUCAUCCUGGACAAGAAGGACCUGAAUGAGAUCUUGGUGCACUAUCCCGAGUCUCAGAAGUUGCUCCGGAAGAAGGCCAGGCGCAUGUUGAGGAGCAACAACAAGCCCAAGGAGGAGAAGAGCGUGCUCAUCCUGCCCCCCCGGGCGGGCACCCCCAAGCUCUUCAACGCCGCCCUGGCCGCGGCGGGCAAGAUGGGCAAGGCGGGGAAGGGCGGCAAGCUCGCCCACCUGCGGGCCCGCCUCAAGGAGCUGGCUGCGCUGGAGGCGGCCGCCAGGCAGCAGCAGCUGCUGGAGCAGGCCAAGAGCUCACAAGAUGCCGCGGGGGGAGAGGCAGGUACCGCAGCCCCGGACCAGCCCGUGGCUCCCUCGGAGGCCGCCCCGGACCUGCCCUCAGCCCCAGAGCCCCACGCACCCCAGGCGCCCCCGGAAUCCCCCGAGAAGCCCGAGGGAGGUGAAGAGGAAGCGGCCCGGCCGGAGGAGCCAUCAGUGCAGAUCCGCACGAGCCCAGGCCCGGAGUCCGGCGAGCAGAUCCUGUCCGUGGAGGGGCCAGAGGAGAAGAAGGACGAGGCAGAGUGAGGCUGCGCCAGGCACGCAGUCCGGGCAGGGGCACCUGCUGCGCUCGGGAGUCUCCCGAUGCCGCACAGCAGCGCCCCCGGGUGGAGACACCGAUCAGCUUAUGGAGGGGCUUGUAGUCAACAAACGUCCCCAAGUGUUCGUGCCCCCAAGCGCCCACCCUCACUCGAGAGCCUGACUUCUCUCUAAAGGGUGGCACUUUUAAGAAUAAAGUUAUCCCCCGCCCCGGAAA